Messenger RNA from Acaulospora colombiana, 121 nucleotides. The record is from the annotation of a GenBank genome assembly. NCBI's taxonomy places the organism in Eukaryota, Fungi, Glomeromycota, Glomeromycetes, Diversisporales, Acaulosporaceae.
UGUAACAAUAGUAAAGGAAUGGAUGAAAUGUUUAAAUGAACAUCUAAAGGAAUUUACAUCAUUAGAUUAUCAUAAAAAUUUUUAUAUGAAUAAUCUGAAUAUCCAGAAAAAUGAUAUUUAA